Brugia malayi is the source of this 552-nucleotide messenger RNA. It is a transcript of the gene Bma-ceh-12, whose product is annotated as Homeobox protein ceh-12, putative. NCBI's taxonomy places the organism in Eukaryota, Metazoa, Nematoda, Chromadorea, Rhabditida, Onchocercidae. Gene Ontology annotation, cellular component: nucleus. Bases 1 to 552 code for a protein of 183 amino acids. Gene Ontology annotation, biological process: spinal cord motor neuron cell fate specification; regulation of DNA-templated transcription; central nervous system development. The transcript is spliced from 3 exons. Gene Ontology annotation, molecular function: sequence-specific double-stranded DNA binding; DNA-binding transcription factor activity, RNA polymerase II-specific. The record is from RefSeq and is a predicted model, not a curated record.
AUGUCAACCGCAUCAUCAACAAUAACUGUUACCGCACCAAUUAUGCUAUCAUCACAAUCAUCAUUAUCAUCAUCAUCAUCAUUAUCGCAAUCAUCAUCAUCAUUACCAUCAUAUAUGUUAUCAACAACAAUAGCAACAUCGACAAUAACACCUACAACAGCAACUACAACAACAGUAUCAGCAACAACAACAACGACAACAAAUGUGACAACAAGGACAGAGGCAGCAGCACCAAUUCUAAUUGAACAACUACCGUAUCCAUCCAUGUUUCAUACCACUAACAUUCCAUUACUCUACGAUCAUAUUGCUCUAACAAUAAAUGCAUGGCAAACAUUGGGAAAAAUACGACGUCCAAGGACAGCAUUUACCACUGAGCAACUCAUUGAACUUGAACGAAAUUUCGCUCAAACUCGUUAUUUAUCACGGCCUAGAAGAUAUCAAUUAGCUCAAAAAUUGCAUUUAUCAGAAACACAAAUCAAAAUUUGGUUCCAGAAUCGACGUAUGAAGAAUAAACGUUCCGGUCCUGUUAUUUUAAGUUCAGAUAAAGUCUAA